ACGGACCGGACUUGCGACCGUCUCGCCUGUUUUGAUCGCAGGAAGAUAUAAGGCGUGCGGCGUCUUCAUGUGGCUUUGUGCGCGGAGCGUCACACUCAGCAUUUCUGCACCAGGGCAUUGGAAGCAGCUUAUUAUGCUUAGAAAGCAGUACUGCACCUGAAACUCCUCUUUUACACUGACUUAGCGUGGUGAUGGCAUCGAAGGGUCUGUCCGAGAACUUUGCACAUGUGGAGCACAAGGUGCUGCAGCAGUCGGAGUCGCAGCUGUCGUCGCCGCCGACGCCGCCGGGCUGCAUGUGCCGGAAACAAUGCAGCAGCUGCAGGGUCUUCCUGGGCUUCUUCGUGCUCUCCCUGUCCCUGCACCUGGUCACGCUCGUCUGCUACCUGGACCUGCGCUCCGAGGUGAAGCGCGAGAUCGCGCAGAAGAACAGAGAGGAGGAGCCCUGGUCGCCCGCCGCCCCCGCUCUCGAUGAGCCGCUUUCGCCCGGGGCCGAGCUCCGCUUCGUCGUGGUGGAGCCGAGCCGCCGGACCCCGGAGCCGCAGGAUAGACCAUCUCUACAGAGCAUUGAUGAUAAAACAGACCUUAAAGAUGACAGCGAAAGGGUAAUUCAUCGAGCUAAAAGAAGCAGAACUAAACCACCCGAGUCAGAAUCAAAUGGCAAGAAAAAGGAAAAGAAAAAAGGCAAGAAGGGGCAGCCUGGCGCUCCAGGGCCUCCAGGCCCCCCUGGACCCCAAGGCCCACCCGGAAUACCAGGAAUACCCGGGAUCCCGGGCAGCAAUGCCAUGGGACCCUCCGGACCGCCUGGACCACCGGGACCCCCGGGGCCCCCGGGCCCACAGGGGCCCCCGGGCCCUCAAGGACCUGCAGGUGGAAUGGAUAAAACCAGAGGCAGAGAGAUUAUUCAGCCUGCUGUUGUGCAUCUGCAAGGUCAGGAAACCACCAUACAAGUCAAGGAAGAUCUUUCAGAAGGCGUCCUCAAAAACUGGAAAAUGAUAUCCAUUCACCACAAGGUUUUCAAGAUGCACUCCCGGUCCGGGGAGCUGGAGGUGCUGGUGGACGGCACGUACUUCAUCUAUAGUCAGGUAGAAGUGUAUUUCCUCAACUUCACGGACAUCGCCAGCUACGAGGUGAUGGUGGACAAGACGCCAUUCCUGCGCUGCACUCGGAGCAUCGAGACGGGCCAGCGCAAGUUCAACACCUGCUACACGGCCGGCGUCUGCCUGCUGCGCGCCCGCCAGAGGAUCUCCAUCAAGAUGGUGUACGAGGACACCUCCAUCAGCAUGACCAACCACACCACUUUCCUGGGCAGCAUCCGACUGGGGGAGGCCCCACCAGCGGGCCACUCUUGAAGUCCUCCACAUUGCCACCCUUUCCCCCUAUACAGUCCCCGUCUUCCACCUGCUUUAGGGGGAUUCCUACUAUAGACCCAUCACGUUUCACCAAAACAAAACCAAGCAUGGAACACAGUGUCCACGUGCGUACAUGUAUGCGAGAUAUUAUCCUGUGAUCUCGUCCUUCAUGCACUCAGAUGUGCACCCAGCAAAGGAGGAGAAAGUUGAGAAAAGGUUCAGACACAUUUUGCUCUCUAAUGAUGUUUUUCAAGCUUUUUUUUUUUUUUUUUUUAAUGCACGGACAUAUCAGUAUAUACACAGAAAAAAAAAGUGCCGAAAAACACAAUUUCAGGAGGAGGAGUUUGGUUUAUUGCAUGGACCUCGUGUGCCGUUAUCUAACAAAGUGCUCUUUGAGAAGUGUUGCGGGCGUUGGGUGUUUAAAUUUGACCGAUCUACUCCUAGUGAAGAAGAAAUGGCAGCUCUCCAAGGUUAGACACUGAGAGGUAAUCACUGAAGUUUGCUGCGGUUAUACGUAAAGGGCUUUGCAAAUGAAACGGAAAUAGGCAACUCGGCGUCUUUGACGUCCUGAUGGUGAACCCAAAGAAAUGUGCUGCCAGGCUCUCCGUUAUGCGAUUAGGAUAAUUCGUUUUAGGCCUCGCGAAUGAAGGUGUAGACUGAAAGGGUUUGAAGUUCUUUUCGUUUGCUCUAAUUUGAAGUAUCCUCAAGAAAAGGCACUGUUGCUUUGCUCCACAUUUGAGGAUGAAAUUUAGGACAAUUGUUGCAGCAACGAAAAAAAUUAAUCUGGUGGUUCAUAGUCAUGUGACUGCAUGAUGAUUCAGUCUUGAUUUUAUACAUUUAUGUUUUGUGGUGUAAACCAAAAUCCUCACUGAGUCAUGGUUUUUU
Molecule: messenger RNA, 2234 nt
Organism: Scleropages formosus (Asian bonytongue)
Lineage: Eukaryota; Metazoa; Chordata; Actinopteri; Osteoglossiformes; Osteoglossidae
Gene: eda
Product: ectodysplasin A
Exons: 8
Coding region: 192-1349 (385 amino acids)
Biological process (GO): immune response; animal organ development
Cellular component (GO): membrane
Molecular function (GO): death receptor binding; tumor necrosis factor receptor binding; death receptor agonist activity
Source: RefSeq, a predicted model, not a curated record